This is a messenger RNA of Lethenteron reissneri (Far Eastern brook lamprey), 5680 nucleotides long. RefSeq lists its product as uncharacterized. Gene Ontology annotation, cellular component: nucleus; plasma membrane. Gene Ontology annotation, molecular function: protein binding. NCBI's taxonomy places the organism in Eukaryota, Metazoa, Chordata, Hyperoartia, Petromyzontiformes, Petromyzontidae. The record is from RefSeq and is a predicted model, not a curated record.
GUCCCAUUGGCCGGGUUCAACACCAACCACCCAGCGUCGACGGUUUGUUGCGUGACCCCCUCCCCAGCCGAGGUCCUCCCUCUCUACCCAUUGGUCGUCUGGGAGGCCCAAGAGGGCAGUGUUCACGUUUCAAAGUGGCCAGAGCACCAAGAAUAAGAAGAAGACUCAAUCGCGUUCACAGAGCCCGGCCAACAGUUCCAAUCUACCCCUCCCCCCCGGUUAAUUAUACAUCGGCAAAUCGUCGCUCACGGUGGCGAUUUGCAUCGUGGCAAAGCGCUGAGGAAUUCACCACAUUGUCGGCCGCCCUGCCCCCCUCCCCCAGAGAGUUGAAUCUACAACUUGACAUCCGUUCUGGGGCUUGCUGCUUCUCCUCCCUUUACACAUCGAGUGGCCCCCCUCGCCGAUCGGCGUUGACCCCCACGAAUGCCGAGGGGAUGAAGUGAGGAGGAGGUGGUGAAGGUGGUGGUGGUAGAACAAGAGGAGGUGGAGGAGGUGGUGCUGCAGAAGGAGGUGGACAAGGUGGAGGAGGAGGUCCAGGAGGUGGAGGAGGAGGUGGGACAGGAGCAGGACGAGGUCACCGCACAUCAAAGCCUCGGGAAGGAUUUUGCCGUCAGGAAUCGGACAGAGGCACGAGGCCCCCCCCCGAUGGCCGAGGCUCCGGUGAGGUUCGCGCGAGUCAAGCGCCUGCGGCCCCUCUCGGCCCACGACGCGACGGCGGUGGGGACGCGAGCGCCGGCGCGGUCGCCGCGGUUACCGGGGCGGUCACCGCGGUUGCCGGGGCGAUCACCGCUGGCACAGGGGCGAUCGACGUGGUUGCCAGGACGAUCACCACGAGUACCGGGGCGAUCACCACGGUUGCCGGGACGAUCACCGCGGUUGCCAGGGCGAUCACCACGGUUGCCGGGACGAUCACCGCGGUUGCCGGGGCGAUCACCGCGGUUGCCGGGGCGAUCACCACGAGUCGACCGCACGCGCAGGCGCCAGCACGUCCCCUACACCGGCACCUGCGGCAGAGGUCAACUGAAGCUCUCCAUCGAUGUGGAGGAGACGUCGCUCAGCGUCCACGUCAUGGAAGCCAAGGGGCUGGUGGGAAAGGAGUUCCAGACCUGCAACUCAUACGUCAAGUUGGCGCUGGUGCCAGACCUGGAGCGGAAGCAGCGUUGCAGAACGAGGAUGGUGCCCGACUGCAAGGGCCCGGUCUUCCACGAGCACCUCGCCUUCGUUCUGCAGGCAGAAGAUGAAAACAAGAGGCUACUCAUUGGCGUGUGGAGCUUCGAUCGGCAAAGCCGGCACAGCGAGCUGCUGGGAUGCAUGAGCUUUGGCGUCCGUUCGCUGAUGAUGGCGGCCAAGGACGUGAGUGGCUGGUACUACUUGCUGGCCGAAGAGCUGGGCCGCACCAAGCACCUCAAGGUUGCCACGCGGCGCUCCAGGAACCACAGAGACAGGCUCGGGCAAAGUUCAUGGCCGGCAUCAGCGAACGUCUCUUCCUGUGGCCAGCACACGGUGAAGGUCAUGGUUUCGCGCGGAGCUGAGGGUUUUGGAUUCACGAUCCACGGCAAGGAUCCCGUGCGCGUUCAAAGCGUCGACUCAGAGGCAGCGCGAUCGAACGAUGACGUCAGCGUUGGUGCUCCCCGCGGUGCAGGGAGCCCGGCCGAGAGUGCGGGCCUGCGGCCGCUGGACGCCAUUUUGGAGCUGAACGGGCGGCCCGUGUCCACGUGGAGCUGCGAGGAGCUCGCCUUCUCCAUCCAUUACUGCCCGCACAACGUGGUGCUGGGGGUGGAGCGGUGCACUGGCUGGGGGCGGCCGGUCGCCACGGACAACGCACUGCAGCCAUCCUCCCAGCAUGCACCUGGCUGCGACAGGACCUCCGGGGUUAGAGGUCGCCGGAGCCGAACAGCGGGAAAGGAGAACGAAGCUCCCGCGGGGAAAAGGGAGCCGGGCAAAGGCGUCAUACCAAAGGAAUACUUCCCGGCCUCAGGGCUGACCAGGGCCGUGGCGUCCACCACACAGCUUCAACGCAGAGCCGGCGCUGCGGAGAGGUCGCGGGAGGGGGCGGCCUCGUGCCCACGCUCUCCAUCCGCGUCAUCGUCGGCGUCGUCGUCAACGGCGGCGUCCUCAUCGUCGUCGUCGUGUUGCUGCUGCUCCAGAUCGGGGUGCUGCGCCUCCAGCGACGCUCGUGGUGGGGGGCCGCCCCCCCACGGCGUGCGUCGCCCACCGCAGGCCGCACGUCCCGUCAUGGAGAGAGGGGUCAAGACGGAUCGCCGCUAUUCCGUCGGAGGUCACGAGCCCGAGAAGAAGGCGCCCGGCGUCUGCGGAGACUCCUUCCCAGACAAGCGGCGGUGCCGGCUCCGACUCGGGGCCCACAUGGCCGAGUGGAAGAAGCCGUCGUCGUCGUCGUCGUCGUCGUCCGACGAUGAUGUUGACGAGAUUGACACGCAACCUCUCGGCCACCGCCAACACCAUCAACGUCAUCGGCAUCAUCAGCGUCAUCGCCUCUCUGUGGACCACGGCCGAGGUUCUGCCGGUGCUGGAAAGGCCACAGAUGCUAAGAUCUCAGAUCUAUCGCUCCUUGCAGCUGAGCUGCAGGCAACAAUUGUGGGUCCUACAAAAAAGGUGAUGAGCUCUAGGAUGGAGGUGGAUCCCAGGGUGGAGGUGGGUGCCAGGGCGGAGGUCAGUCCCAAGAUAGAAGUUGGUCCCAGGAUGGAGGUGGGCUCCAGGACUGAGCUGGGCUCCAUGACGGAGCUGGGCUCCAUGACGGAGGUGGGCUCCAGGACGGAGGUGGGCUCCAGGACGGAGGUGGGCUCCAGGACGGAGGUGGGCUCCAGGGCGGAGGUGGGCUCCAGGGCGGAGGUGGGCUCCAGGGCGGAGGUGGGCUCCAGGGCGGAGGUGGGCUCCAGGGCGGAGGUGGGCUCCAGGGCGGAGGUGGGCUCCAGGGCGGAGGUGGCACUGCAACACGGCCGUGUCUCCAGCGCCACGGCCGCUUGGGACGUCGGGCCCGGCUCGGAGCUCCGUCGUGAGGGCCACCGUAACGAGCACGCAGCCAUCAAGGAGACGUGCAUGCUGGGACACAGGGAGGCCCCGGCAGAGGCCGCGACAGUGACAGUGACGGCGGCGGCGACGACGUGGCGUCGCGCGCGCAGCGAGGACGACCUCCUGGCGGCCACGGCGGCCGGGCGCCGCGGGGGCGCCACCCGGGAGGCGUGGCCUCGCGCCAGAGUGGGCGCCACAGCUGGCGCCGCCUCUACGGAUGCGGGGCGAGAGGCGGCCGGGGGGCGGCACUUCCUGUCCAGAGGGAGGGCGUCAAUGGGAGGCGACGACCCGGCCGUCUACGCGCCCUUCCUCAACUUCCAAAAGGAGGCGCUGCUCCAGAACCGGGGCGCCAGUUCAGGGGACGGCGCUGUCAGCCAGGGGCUCGGCGCAGACCUCGCGUGUGAAGCCCCCAAGCACAAGCGGCGAGCUACGGACAUAGCCAGAGACGUGAAAACUCGGCUGGGCUUUUUGCGUCGGAAACACGACGGGCAGUUAGCAGCGACGCCGACAGCUGGCCACGGGGAGACGUUCCUCGGCAGGCUCACUCGGGCCUCCAGGCCGAGUGCGGAGGAGGUGAUGAGCUGGAGCGAGUCUUUCGACAACGUCCUCUCUCACAAGCAUGGCGUGCGGCUGUUCCACGCCUUCCUGCGCAGCGAGUUCUCGGAGGAGAACCUCGAGUUCUGGCUGGCGUGCCGCGAGCACCAGCGGCUGGGAUCGGCGUCGCGCCGAUCGGCGCACGCCCGCAAGAUCUACGGCGAGUUCGUGGCCACGCAGGCCCCACGCGAGGUGAACCUGGACGCGAUGACGCGAGCAGCCGUGUCGGAGCGCCUGCGGGCAGCGCCGGCGUCGCCGGGCGCCUUCCGCUCGGCGCAGGCGCGGAUCCGCGGCCUCAUGGAGGGCGACUCGUACCCCCGCUUCCUGCGCUCCGCCGCCUACGCCCAGCUGAGCGCCACGGCCGCCCCCCGGCAUCCUCCGCCGGCGCCGACGCCGCCGUCCCGCCGCUGACCGGCUCUCGGCGGCGCCCCGAGCGCGAAUCGGUCGGGAGAUUUCAUUUUCCUCCAAGAUUGGGGUUUAUUUUAUUUAUUGCGUAUUUCCGUGUUGAAGCACGAGGGCGACAAUGUUCGUCGAUGACAUCGACAGGAUAGCACGGCGGCACCGCCGGCGGCCGAGCGGCGCCGCGGUCGCCGCUCGUCGCGAGGGUUUGUGGUUGGUGUGUGUCGGGCCGCCCCCUGGGUCAUGCUGCCACGCGCGGUAAUGGUGACGUAUCGCAGCGCGAUAAUAGUGAUGCAUCGCAGCGCGUUAACGUUGACGCAUCGCAGUGCGCCGUCGGCUCCACGGUGGAUGGCACCGUCCAGAAAUGGGUGAGGCCAUCGCGCGUGGGCAACGUCCCCGUGGUAAAUUUGACGAAUUUACACCGCACAGCGCUCACGUGGGGUGACAGAAGCAGCAUCAGCAGCAGUGGCAUCAGCUGCAUCAGCAGCAGCAGCAGCGUGAGCGUCAGCAUCAGCAGCAGCGUCGCUCACUCCCCGAGAACCCUCCGCAGGCCAUGUCCGUCACACAGCAGCGGCGCCUUCCUGGUGCGAUGAUCGCCAUGCACCGUCGCGUCCACGCAUUCCGGAGCGGACACCUCGGGGGUUCCGUCUCGGCUGCGACAGCGGCGAUGAGCGGCCGUUACGGUCGCCCGGCAAAUGAUCAUCCCAGCGGGAUGCUUUGGGGACAGCUUCCGUCCAGCAGCGGAUCGAUCAUCCCUGACGACGAUGACGACAAUGAUGAUGAUGAUGACAAUCAUGACGAUAACGAAGACGACGAUAAUGAUGGUGAUGAUGAAGACGAUGACAAUUACAAACGAUGAUGACGAUGACGACGCCACGCGAUCCUGCGAUGUGACACCUGCUCGCCAGCCGAAUUCCGUCGCUCCAUCUCCGCACCGGGCGCCCCUCUUGCACACACUCCCCACCAUCCCCUUGGCUGCCUGGCGGUGGGCGAGAUCAGAGCUGCACGCGGUCUCAUUUCCAACGAGAGUUUUAGCCGAAAGCUUUUAAUAUUUACGUUCUAUAUAUAUAUGUGCAUGGGGCUGUUCAGUCUUUUUAACCCUUUCCCGUUCCGAGACGUCUGCAAGUAGCAGGCUGGUGGGUGGGUGGGAGGGUGUCCCGUUCACCGCUGAGUAUCGGAACUUGCGACCAGCUCGGCGCUAAUUUGAUCUAGAGAGGCGCGGCAGCAGCAGCAGCAGCGGCAGCGCCGUUGCGUUUAAAGACGUCGCUACUCACCGCAGAGAACCGUGGCGACACGACCACCGCCACUCUACGAUAGCCGGCGUCACCACUGUGCCGCACGCCCCUCCCGCACGGCCUUGUGGCAGCCUUGGUACCGAUCAUGUUUUUAUUUUUUUGUCGUUUUUUUUUUCCGGUUUAGAUUUAGCAAUGUACACCACGUACGUCAUCGGAACAAAACAAUGACGUGCACUGUGUACGUCAUCGGAACGGGAAAGGGUUAAUUGGGGUUCGUGUAAACGUGCUGACGGUGUAUUAACUGUCCAUCCCACUAAUCGCCUGCAGUGUAAUGACGCGUGCGCAAUCCAAAGAUGUAUACAAAUGCUCACGAGUGUAUUCACGCACGCAUUUAUAUUCGCAGCAAUAAUAACCACCCCUAU